Harpegnathos saltator (Jerdon's jumping ant) is the source of this 938-nucleotide messenger RNA. Its product is annotated as RNMT-activating mini protein. Gene Ontology annotation, molecular function: RNA binding. The coding region runs from base 510 to 803 and encodes 97 amino acids. The record is from RefSeq and is a predicted model, not a curated record. The transcript is spliced from 3 exons. NCBI's taxonomy places the organism in Eukaryota, Metazoa, Arthropoda, Insecta, Hymenoptera, Formicidae. Gene Ontology annotation, cellular component: mRNA capping enzyme complex. Gene Ontology annotation, biological process: RNA 5'-cap (guanine-N7)-methylation.
ACAGUCUUUGGUUCGCCUCCGUAGUAAUUGGAUGUAGUUCUUGUAACUACGCAUAAUUUUUUAAUCGUGAGGACUGCGUACGCGCUGUCCCUGUUUUUCUUUUUACAUCAUACUACUGGAAAGUGGCGUAUGGACAUUGCUGCAUGCAGUCCGAAGCCAUAUAACGAACUGAACUGAACUGUGAAUAAAUACAACUGAUGCUAACAGGUCUUUUGUUGGCUUCCGAAGCAGCGUUAGAGUGAAACCUUAACUGGUGCCUGUAGCCAGGAUUCUGAGAGAGAGAGAGAGAGAGAGAGAGAGAGAGAGAGAGAGACAGAGAGAAAGAGAGAGAGAAAGAGAGAGAGAAGAGCGAUCGUAAAGAACGAUAACCAGUAUUUCUCUCAUAUUGUAGAAUAUAUAUUUCAUAUUUUACAAAUAUAAUUUUUGUAAAAACUACCAGUGAAAAGCUAAAUAAAUUAUUGUGGACAGGUCUACAAUAUACAUUUGUGACUAUUUAUUGACAUUACAUCAUGGGAGAUAUAUUAACAAAUGAACAAAAAGCAUUCUUAGCAGAAUGUGAAGAAGAAUUUAAAGACCGCUAUACAGAGAAGGAUAGUAGUUUUAUGGAAAUCAAGAAACAAAUAUCUAAGAAGCCACCAAUUAUAGAUCCUUGGUACAAUAAACCACAUAGAUCCUACGACUGGACACGUCAAAAUCAAAAUAGACGUAAUCAUCAUUGGGAUCGUCGAAAUAAUGAAAGGAAUGAAAAAUGGGACCGUCAUGCUGGUAAACAUCACAUGCAUCAAAGACAAAGAAUGUAUUAAUAUAAAAUGAUCAACAUAAUUGUAAAUUAAAUGAUAUGCAAAAUGAUUCUAAUUUAAUUAUAAUUAUUUAUGUCUCCAUAAUGUAACUUUAGUAAUAAUUAUUCUGUUACCUAAUAAUAAACAAUAGUAUACAUA